Messenger RNA from Colletotrichum graminicola M1.001, 546 nucleotides. RefSeq lists its product as uncharacterized. The transcript has a single exon. The record is from RefSeq and is a predicted model, not a curated record. Lineage: Eukaryota; Fungi; Ascomycota; Sordariomycetes; Glomerellales; Glomerellaceae. The coding region runs from base 1 to 546 and encodes 181 amino acids.
AUGGGCCUCAUCACCGGUCUCGUCUCGACGGUGGUCCACGUUGCCGCCGGCCGGAACCCCUACGGCCACAACCAAAACCACGACCAGGCCGCGGCGUCAGCCCACCGCGAAGGCCAUGCCGGCUGCAGCGCCGUGCCCGGCGGCCAGCCGUGCGGCAUCUGCGCCGUCGCGCUGCCCUUUGGCAAGGGGCGGCAGGCAAAGUUCGAGAGGCGGGCGAUGAAGCACGAGCGCAAGGCCGUCAGGCACGCCACCAAGGCGCAGCGGCCUUACGGAGCCCAUGGCAGGAGUUUCGGGACUGUCGACCACGCGGCUGCCGGGCCGUACUACCAGCCGCAACAACAGCAGCAGUAUCAGCAGCAGUACCAGUACCAGCGGGGCAUGGCCUACAGCGGGAGACAGGAGGAGGGCGUCGAGGAAUGGCAUGAGCGCCGAAGGGCUUCCACGGGUGCGGAUGUGCCGCCGCCCGCGUACGAGGAAGGGGAGGGAUCCGCGGCUGGCGCGCGGCGGAGGAGUGUCGAGGUUGCGGGACAGAGUGAGAAGCUCUAG